AUGGCAGAGGACGAAGGCUCACAGGACACCUUGAGGCUCCAGUUCAGGGCCAUGCAGGAGAUGCAGCACAGAAGGUUACAGAAGCAGAUGGAGAAACGGAAGGAAAAAGAACUUAGCCUCCAAAGCAGAGUCGAUGACCAAAAAGAGCCCCUGGAGAUCUCUGAUGGCCUCAGCGCCCUCCAAGCUGGGAAGCAGAACUCAAAAACCAGCUUUGAGCUCAGGGUGCUUGAAGACGAGAUCGAACAGCUUCGGGAUCAACUCAGGGAAACAGUGGAUGAGAAUGGGCGAUUGUAUAAGUUGCUGAAGGAGAGGGACUUUGAAAUCAAACACCUCAAAAAGAAACUAGAAGAGGACAGAUUUGCCUUCACAGGGACGGCCGGUGUGGCUGGGGAUGUGAUUGCCACUAAAAUCGUUGAGCUGUCCAAAAAGAACCGGGUGCUGACGGCAGAGUCCGAGGGCGCAAAGACGAGAGUGCGGCAGCUGAGCCGCCGCAUCCAGGAGCUGGAGCAGGAGCUGCAGACGGCUCUGGCCAGGCUGCCAGCCAAGGGGGCCACCGAUGCAGGAGCCAAGCCGCCGAGGGCCCAGAUGGGAGACAGAGCCUUGCAGGACAGCCCAGAGGUGAAGGUCUUGCAGGACAGGCUGGCGGCCACAAACCUGAAGAUGAGUGACCUCCGCAACCAGAUCCAGGCUGUGAAGCAGGAGCUCCGGAUGGCCCAGAAGGUUUUGACUAGUGAGGUGGGGGAAGAUGUGAACCUCCAGCAGCUCUUGUCCUCGCCUGGGACCUGGCGGGGUCGGGCUCAGCAAAUUCUCGUCUUGCAGAGCAAGGUUCGAGAGCUUGAGAAACAGCUGGGACAGACUCGGAGCCGGUCGGCAGAAACAGCCAGCGAUGAGCUGUCUGUCCAUCCUGAGCCACAGAAGCUGUCGGUGCAGGAGAAAAACCUGCUGCGGAUCCGCAACCUGGAGAGGGAAAGACAGGAAAGCUGGCAGAAACUUGUGGCGGAGCGGGACGCCCUCCAGAGAGAGCUGGAGGAGCUGAAAAAGAAGUUGGAGGGCGUGAGGUCCCGCAACAAGGUGCUGUCGAGCGAAGUGAAGACCCUCAGGAGUCAGAUGGGGACCCUCGCGGAGAAGGGCCGGCACGACGACGAGCUCAUCGACGCCCUCGUGGACCAGCUGAAGCAGCUACAGGAGAUUCUGGGCAGCCUGAGCCUGCAGGAGGAGAAGACACGCGUGUCCCAGCACCGCCUGGGCCAGCAGCUCAACAGUGAGGCCCAGCGGAGCAGCAGCCUCGUGGCCCAGCUGCGGGCCAUGGUGGCUGAGAGGGAAGCCAAGGUGCGGCAGCUGGAGUCGGAGAUCGGGCAACUCAGUGUGCAGUAUCUUCGGAAUAAGGGAGUAGGUGAGGGGUCCAGUGGGCCCGAGGUCAACCCAGCCUCCUCCAAGUUCCCCGAGGACCCGGGCCCGACCAAGUCCCCGGCCUCAGCGGGAGACCACGCUGGCAGGCUUGGAUCUUCUCGCUCCGUGACCAGCCUGGGCCACACGCUGGUGGAAUCUGCUCUCACGUGGCCUUCCCUGCACAGUCCUCAUGGGGCUUCACCCAGGUUCUCGGACUCCCCAGAACAGAAAGCCUGGCAGACACAGGUGACAGAAUUCAAAGCCCUCUGGCAGGCCGCCGAGGUGGAGCGCGACCGGCUCACCGAGUUUGUCGCCGUCCUGCAGAAACGGGUGGAGGAGAGCAACGGCAGGCUCCUGGAGUCGGAGAGGAAGCUGCAGGAGGAGCGGCACCGCACUGUGGUGCUGGAGCAGCACCUGGAGAAGAUGCGCCUGGAGCCUGGGAGGACGUCAGCUUCGCAGAGAGCAGCCCCCAGGAGCAAAGCAGGUCUGCCCAGCUCUAACACCAGGCACAACCCGAAUGAGAGUGAGAGGAAGGACCCGUCUUCCGCCCUGCUCUCCAACGUGCCCGUGGAAUCCCAGAUGGAGGAGCUGACCACCAGGCUGGCCAUCCAGAUGGAGGAGAAUGAAAUGCUGAAGGCUGCCCUAGGCAGUGCCCUGCGGGGAAAGGAGGAGGACUUCCGAAUGUACCAUGAGACCCUGGACCAGGUUAAAGGGGUCUUCCUGCAGGCCCUGCGGCAGCAGAAGGUGGACAAGCACUAGG
Messenger RNA from Hippopotamus amphibius kiboko, 2149 nucleotides. RefSeq names its product coiled-coil domain containing 13 (gene CCDC13). Gene Ontology annotation, biological process: cytoplasmic microtubule organization; non-motile cilium assembly. Gene Ontology annotation, cellular component: centriolar satellite. The coding region runs from base 1 to 2148 and encodes 715 amino acids. NCBI's taxonomy places the organism in Eukaryota, Metazoa, Chordata, Mammalia, Artiodactyla, Hippopotamidae. The record is from RefSeq and is a predicted model, not a curated record. The transcript is spliced from 15 exons.